Messenger RNA from Trichechus manatus latirostris (Florida manatee), 748 nucleotides. RefSeq names its product U2 small nuclear RNA auxiliary factor 1 like 4 (gene U2AF1L4). Gene Ontology annotation, cellular component: U2AF complex; spliceosomal complex. Gene Ontology annotation, molecular function: pre-mRNA 3'-splice site binding; metal ion binding. Gene Ontology annotation, biological process: mRNA splicing, via spliceosome. NCBI's taxonomy places the organism in Eukaryota, Metazoa, Chordata, Mammalia, Sirenia, Trichechidae. The record is from RefSeq and is a predicted model, not a curated record. The coding region runs from base 25 to 687 and encodes 220 amino acids. The transcript has 8 exons.
CCGAGUUGGAGGGUUCGGGUAAAAAUGGCUGAAUAUUUAGCUUCGAUAUUCGGGACUGAGAAGGACAAGGUUAACUGCUCUUUUUACUUUAAGAUCGGGGCCUGCCGGCACGGGGACCGGUGCUCCCGGCUUCACAACAAACCGACGUUCAGCCAGACCAUAGUGCUGCUCAAUCUGUACCGGAAUCCACAGAACACGGCCCAGACUGCGGAUGGAUCGCACUGUCAUGUCAGCGACGUGGAAGUGCAGGAACACUAUGAUAACUUCUUUGAGGAGGUGUUCACGGAACUGCAGGAGAAAUACGGGGAGAUUGAAGAGAUGAAUGUGUGCGACAACCUGGGAGACCAUCUUGUAGGGAACGUCUAUGUCAAGUUCCGGCGGGAGGAGGAUGCAGAGCGGGCGGUGACUGAACUGAAUAACCGCUGGUUCAAUGGGCAGGCCGUGCACGCCGAGCUAUCUCCUGUCACUGACUUCCGGGAGUCUUGCUGUCGACAGUACGAGAUGGGGGAAUGUACUCGAGGUGGCUUCUGCAACUUCAUGCAUCUGCGGCCCAUCUCCCGGAACCUCCGGCGGCAACUCUAUGGGCGGGGCCCUCGGCGCAGGUCGCCCCCAAGGUCCCAUACCGGCCACCGUCCCCGAGAAAGGAAUCGACGGCGUUCCCCAGACCACCGGCAUGGCCGCUUUUGAAACCCUGGCCCCUUUGCCCUCCACCCUGGACAGGCACAGUUCCUGGUCCGACCCCUCCUCA